GUUACAGAUCAUCCUCCCCGUUCAAUUCACACACCAACCAUGAGGACAGCGUAUAUUGGAUCGGGACUCUCUGCACCAAAGCCUAAAGCCCACCAGUUUGUAGUGAAAUCAUUUAAUACACCAACAAAAUGCAAUCAAUGCACAUCUCUGAUGGUCGGUUUAAUACGACAGGGCUGUACUUGUGAAGUAUGUGGAUUCUCUUGCCAUGUGACCUGUGCAGACAAGGCUCCUGCAGUAUGUCCAAUCCCUCCCGACCAAACUAAGGGACCUUUGGGAAUAGAUCCACAGAAAGGCAUAGGAACAGCUUAUGAAGGACAUGUCCGAGUACCAAAACCAGCUGGAGUAAAGAAAGGUUGGCAGAGAGCUCUGGCAGUGAUCUGUGAUUUUAAACUCUUCCUCUAUGAUGUAGCAGAAGGAAAAGCAUCCCAGCCCAGCGUGGUAGUGAGUCAGGUCAUAGACAUGAGGGAUGAAGAAUUCUCAGUGAGUUCUGUCUUGGCCUCAGAUGUCAUCCAUGCAAAUCGAAAAGAUAUCCCCUGUAUCUUUAGGGUUACAGCUUCCCAGCUCUCUGCAUCCAGUAAUAAGUGUUCAAUCCUGAUUCUAGCAGACGGUGAGAAUGAAAAGAGCAAGUGGGUAGGAGUGCUGAAUGAAUUGCAUAGGAUCUUGAAGAAGAACAAACUCAAAGACCGCUCAGUCUAUGUUCCCAAAGAAGCUUAUGACAGCACCUUACCCCUCAUCAAAACAACACAGUCAGCAGCAAUCAUAGACCAUGAAAGAAUAGCUCUGGGGAAUGAAGAAGGGUUGUUCGUUGUACAUGUCACCAAAGACGAGAUUAUCCGUGUUGGUGACAAUAAGAAGGUUCAUCAGAUCGAGCUUAUCCCAAGUGAACAGCUCAUUGCAGUGAUCUCAGGACGGAACCGUCACGUGCGCCUUUUCCCUAUGGCUGCCCUGGAUGGAAGGGAGACUGAGUUCUAUAAGCUGGCAGAGACAAAAGGCUGUCAGUCAAUAGUUUCUGGACAUGUGCGUCAUGGAGCUCUUACCUGCCUAUGUGUGGCUAUGAAAAGGCAGGUCCUCUGUUAUGAACUAAAUCAGAGUAAGACACGUCACAAAAAGAUGAAGGAGAUCCAAGUCCAGGGCAAUGUCCAGUGGAUGUCAAUCUUCAGUGAUCGUCUUUGUGUGGGCUACCAGUCAGGUUUCCUAAAAUACCCCCUUCACGGAGAAGGCAGCCCAUACAGUCUGCUCCAUCCAGAUGACCACACACUCUCAUUUAUCUCGCAGCAGCCAACUGAUGCCAUCUGUGCAGUCGAAAUCUCAAAUAAAGAGUACCUGCUGUGUUUUAGCAGCGUAGGGGUUUACGUUGACUGCCAGGGCCGAAGAUCCAGACAACAAGAGUUGAUGUGGCCUGCAACUCCAUCUUCUUGCUGUUACAAUGCACCAUACCUCUCUGUGUACAGUGAAAAUGCAAUUGAUAUCUUCGACGUGAACUCCAUGGAGUGGAUUCAGACUAUUCCUCUCAAAAAGGUACGACCCUUGAAUACAGAAGGAUCACUAAACCUUUUAGGCCUGGAGACAGUUAGAUUAAUAUAUUUCAAAAACAAAAUGGCAGAGGGCGAUGAACUGGUAGUUCCCGAGACAUCAGAUAACAGCCGGAAGCAAAUGGUCCGAAACAUCAACAACAAGCGCCGCUAUUCAUUCAGAGUACCAGAGGAGGAGAGGAUGCAGCAGAGGAGGGAGAUGCUACGUGAUCCAGAAAUGAGAAAUAAAUUAAUUUCUAACCCAACUAAUUUUAACCACAUAGCACAUAUGGGUCCAGGAGACGGUAUCCAGAUUCUCAAAGACCUUCCAAUGCCACAGCAAGGGCGGCAGGCCCCUGUGACACCAUGUAAGGAAGGUGCUCAGAGGACUGGGGGUGACAAUCAGCGUUCCCCUUAUCAAUUCCCUCAUCAUCACUCCCGUCUGAUCUCCUCUCCGAGCAACUUUGAGCACAUCUACCACAUGACUGUUAAUUCAGCCGAAAAAUUCCUCUCUUACGAUUCCAUAAACCCUGCAUUUUCCCCGCCUCCACGCUCUGUCCUCGGUACUCCAGACUUUAUGACUCGGAGGAAUCUUCGGCCUCAGGAAAGCCGGACCGUGUUCAGUGGCUCUGUCAGCAUCCCAUCUAUCACCAAAUCCCGCCCGGAACCAGGACGAUCGAUGAGCGCGAGCAGUGGGUUAGCAGCACGAUCGUCUGCACAAAACGGCAGUGCUCUGCGGAGGGAAUUCUCAGGAGGUAGCUAUGGAGCAAAGCGUCAGCCUAUGGCAUCACCCUCGGAUGGUUCCUUAUCCUCGGGAGGGCUGGAACAAGGCAGCGAUGCACCAACAAGGGACUAUGAGCGAGAGGACUCUGACUCUCCGAGACACUCUACUGCAUCGAACAGCUCCAACCUCAGCAGCCCUCCCAGCCCCGUUUCUCCUCACAAGACCAAGAGCCUCUCCCUGGAGAGCUCUGACCACGUGAGUUGGGACUCAUGAACUGCUUCAGCAUUCAGAUUUGACAUCACAGCAGCUUGCUGUCCCCAUGGCUGUCCCCUUCACUUGUUCCAGUUCUCGCCUUCAUCAUCCUAACCCUCCCCAUUCCCUGUCUGAAAGUGAUCUGGGAGUGGGGUACAGAGGAAGGUAAAAGCUGGUCGUCUUCAGCACCGUUCAGCACUGCCUCACCCUCCCUUCCCCAGAUUUGACAGCAGCAAACGAGCAAAGCUAGGGUGUUGGUAAAUAUCAGAUGCUGUAGAUUUGUAUUAGUAUUGGUUUCCUUUUUGUGGUUACAGCUGCUUCAUUUUUAAAGAUAUAUUUAUCCCACCCCCUUUCCACUUCCCAAAAAGUAGCUUAAGUAGACCAGACCAGUAUCAACAAGAGAAAAUUCAGAGGGAUUUUGUUUUCAUGCAGUAGCUCAUUGUACUGUACAAAAGUAGCACAGAGACCCCUUCCCCUGCAUGGGGAAUGAUCAGUAUGUCAGAGGCACAUAAAAGCUUUCAGCCACCACGUUUGAAUGUCAAUCUGAUUGUCGCCAGCAAAUCCUUAUUGAUUAAAAUGAUGCAUAUUUUACUACAGUACAGAGUUUAAAUAAAUAGGCAGAUGUUAGA
This is a messenger RNA of Nestor notabilis (Kea), 3116 nucleotides long. RefSeq names its product serine/threonine-protein kinase MRCK alpha-like. The transcript is spliced from 17 exons. The record is from RefSeq and is a predicted model, not a curated record. Gene Ontology annotation, cellular component: actomyosin; cytoplasm; cytoskeleton. Gene Ontology annotation, biological process: actomyosin structure organization; peptidyl-threonine phosphorylation. The annotation marks the transcript as partial. Lineage: Eukaryota; Metazoa; Chordata; Aves; Psittaciformes; Psittacidae. Gene Ontology annotation, molecular function: protein serine/threonine kinase activity; protein binding.